AUGUCGUGCCAAGGAAAAUGCAAGGCCGGCGCGACUACAGCACGGCGUUUGCGCCCCACGCGCACGGAUACUGAUUUUUUUUUUCGUCUUUUCCAUUGAAAUACGGUUUCGAAAUGUAUUUUUUUAUGUUUUUUUAAUACUACCCAGUGCUCCUGCUCACAUUUUAAAGUUGUUCCGAGCACUUUCGAACAAAUUUAUGAAAAAAAUCUGUCAAAUGAAAUUUCGGUAUUACAAACUUUUUUGCGUUCUAAUUGUUAUAAACUGGAGCUGAGCAAAGAUGAGCAACGAAAAGACAUGAAUAAUAUUAAAUUUAUAACUUUUAAAUUAGUUAAAAAGCUAAAAAAAAAAUUGAAGAAACACCCCCAGGAUGCCAACAUGCCGCGUGACCCCGCUUUUAUCUCAGCAAUUUUUUUUAGUGUAAUUUCGUCAACUCAAAAUAACUGUCAGGAAAUUGAAAAAAGUUUUUUUGGAGAGUCAGAAUUGAUUUUGAAUUUUGUGGAAACUUUGAACGCGAUAAACACAGGCCUGUACAGGCGAAUCGAGAAGGUACCAUAAUGUGUCCACAAAGGUACGGCUCAAAAUGGAUCGUGAAGACCCCAUAAUGUCCAUCGUGAGACCUCCGGCAUACCUUUUAGCUAUAACUGAGCCACCUCGGAGGUACUUUAGAGUCUCCUUCAAGUAUAUCUCAUUUUGCUCGAUUUCCUCAGAGUUAUAUUCGUGGUGCCAUCGUGAGACUUCAGACCCUGCGAUAUACCUCAGAGGGUCUCGCGAUACCCUUUCUCGAUUCGCCUAUGAAGAAUUUGAGUUUCAAAGUUUUUCGAACAAAAUUUGACUCUCAGGGACUGAGUUUUCUUUUUCCGCAGUUAUUCCUAUAAGCCAUUCCGCGCCAGCUUGUCACGUUUUUCUAUCCGCCAAAAGGCCAGAUCAAAUUUGACCGACUUCGCUUCAGGACAUUUGUUUCUUGCUGUUUUGAAAGCAGAAUUUCUAAGAAAGCUGUUUUUAAGGGAACCUUUUUUCUGCUUUUCUUCAAAAACGUGACCGCCUCACUCGGAACUCCCCAAAACUACAAGAAAAAAAAAACAAAAACCACAUUUCGUGAAGCGAAGUUGGUCAAAUUUGAUCUAACUAGGGAACUACUCGGACUCGGGUUCGCGGAUCGAGUUUAAACUUCAGUGGUUUAUAGACCUAAGUGAGAAUACUUGAAAAAAAGAGAAUAUCUGCUAAACCCGAUAGAGAACUGAGAAAAAAUUAGUAGAAAAAUGUGAAAAUUAGGCCUGGACAUUUCCAGAUUUUUUCAGUCAAAAGAAGGAGGAAAGCAAAUAUUUGAUGAUUUUCAAGCCUAAAUUUUUCAUUUUCGAAAAGCUUUUUCUCAGAAGCCUAUGGGGUUUAGCAGUUAAUCUCUCUUGUUUCCAAGUACUCUUACCCGGGUCUAUGAGCCACCAAAGUUUCAACUCGAAACGGGUACCCGAGUCCGAGUAGUUCCCUAGUAAGUUGGUAUACGAUCUUUUUGGCGCUAAGAAAAACGUGACAAGCUGGCGCAGAAUAGGCUAUAUGCUGUGUUCAAAGUAGUUUCCGCGAAGGUCAAAACUAUAUAUUUCUGACUUUUCAAAAUCAAGUUCUUUCUCACUUUCUGGAUAGCUAUUUUAAAUUUCGAGCAAUCAGUUUGAAUUUGGCAAUUUCUCAUGAGAUGCAGACACGUGCCGGAACUAUGACGGCGCGUAUCACACGGUUACUCUGACCCCAGGCGCCAGCUAUCCGCCAGAAAAAGUCAUUUCGCGAGCUCGCGGCCAUCAAAUUUGUGGCGGUUUCCUGGCGAUUCUCUGGCGACGUAACCAAUAGCGCGAAUUUGCUUUUAUUACUGUAUUUUAUAUUGCGAUCUAAAAUUUUGGGACUCGCGUUUUUUGUCUUUUUGUUUUUCUAUUUGAUUUUUUGCUGAUUUCACGAUUUUUUUCAGUGUUCGUUUCCUGUUUUGUCCAAACUAGCGCAGAAGCGAUGCUUUUGUUUUGAUGUAACAAGCAAUUUUUUUCUUGAUUUCAUUUUUUUCUAAAUUCAAAAAAAGCUGUCUAUAGAAGUAGAAAAACUGUAGGUUGCGAAGGUCGUUCAAAGAAAGAAACGUGAUUAGUUGAAAAGAAGUUUAAAAAGUCAGAAAACUAUUAGAAUAUAAACUUUUGUUUUAUUUGUGUAGAGCUCAGUAAAUGUGAUGCGACGGAGGGUUUCAGGUUUAAAAAACAACAGCUUGAAAGGUUGGUAAAUAAGAAAAUUCGAAUUAUUUUCUCGAUUUAGUUUCGUGGAUGAUCAACCGCUCUAA
This is a messenger RNA of Caenorhabditis auriculariae, 2308 nucleotides long. The record is from the annotation of a GenBank genome assembly. NCBI's taxonomy places the organism in Eukaryota, Metazoa, Nematoda, Chromadorea, Rhabditida, Rhabditidae.